Molecule: messenger RNA, 1165 nt
Organism: Tribolium madens (black flour beetle)
Lineage: Eukaryota; Metazoa; Arthropoda; Insecta; Coleoptera; Tenebrionidae
Product: E3 ubiquitin-protein ligase sina-like
Exons: 2
Coding region: 141-1079 (312 amino acids)
Biological process (GO): multicellular organism development; proteasome-mediated ubiquitin-dependent protein catabolic process
Cellular component (GO): cytoplasm
Molecular function (GO): ubiquitin protein ligase activity; zinc ion binding; ubiquitin conjugating enzyme binding
Source: RefSeq, a predicted model, not a curated record
ACUGCAUCAGUGUUGAUAUUUUUUUAGUAAUUUCAUUUUCACAUUUUUAUCUGAGUGAAAAUAUGCAAAACAUCUGUUUUUGACGCAUUUUCUCUUUCUGUAUUUGUAGAAGGACAACAAAGGACCAAUUAACACAAAUUAUGGAAGAGCAUCUUUAUGACGAGCUCCUGGUGGAGCUCGAGUGCCCCAUUUGCACCAAUUACAUGUCCCCGCCGAUCCGACAGUGCGCCACGGGGCACAGCGUUUGCGACGCCUGUCGUAAAAAGCUCCCCAAGUGUGCUUUGUGCCAGGGAAAUUUCACUGAAUGCCGUAACCAUUCCUUGGAGGCGCUAGCGGUGAAGAUGCGUUAUCCAUGCAUUAACAAAGUGUCAGGAUGCACUGCGAAACUCACAUACACGGAACGCGAGACCCACGAACUGCGGUGCGCCCUUAAAGGCUUCAAAUGCGCCAUGGAGAAGUGCACAUGGGUGGGCAGACUAGAGGAUCUUGCCGCACAUUGGGCUUCAAAGAAAAUGUCCAGCAAGCCAUACCACAAGAGCAAUGUUUGCCACACCAAAAUGAAAUCUGAGUCUUAUUAUGUCAACAUGGUGAAUGCUUAUGAUAGGCUGUUUUGGUUCAAGUGUAAACUUACAAAGAAUAAGUUGUAUUGGGCUGUGCAGUACAUUGGGAAUGCGGCUGAAGCUGAGGGUUAUUAUUAUGAAAUUGAAAUUUUUAAGCCUGGAAAGACCAAGAAGAAAAUUCUUUUGAGUGAUUAUUGUCAGAGCAUCGAGCUUGAAAACAGUCAAUUGUUUGGAGAUGAUUCUUGUAUUUGUAUCAAUACUGAUGCUGUUAAUGGGUUCGUAAGUAAUGAUCAACUCUUAAUCUACUACUUGAGGGUGAAUGCUGUCAAAGAUGAAAAACCAGACCAAGCUCAAGGACAGGUCGCACAAGAUGUUACAUUUAAAACUGACAAAGGGGGCAGACAAAGAGACAGGUCUAAGGGACCUCCAAAUCUUGCCAAAAAGGAUUACAAGAAGAAAUUUAACCAACAUCAAAAUCAAAAACUAAACAAACAUAAGGAUGGAUUUGUCUUAUUGUAACUUUUAUAAGGGAAUAAUUUCACAUUAUUUUAUAUUAAUCAAAUUAUGUUACCUCGUUACUGCUUAAGUACAGGUUUAAAAACAGA